AUGGAAGGAUACAUAUAUAUUGCACGUCACGGCUUUCGUCUCAGUUGGAUCACCCAAACAUGGAAGAGCCCCACAGCAACUCCUCGUGAUCCGCCAUUAGCAGCCUACGGACAUGAUCAAACGAAGGAAAUGACCGCUUACUUUCUUGCCUUACCCGCACAUGAACGGCCGACAGUGAUAUAUUCGUCACCCUAUUAUCGGUGUCUCCAGACAGCUAAUCCUGUCGCAGACGCUCUCAACAUCCCGUUGUACGUGGAACACGGCUUAUCCGAGUGGUACAUGCGUGUAAAGCCGAACACAGGCUUGCUCCCUCGGCCUCAUCACGCUUCAUCAUUGAAGGAGCAUUUUCCAAACAUUGAUGACAGUAGGCAGAGUGUGUAUCUGCCCUCUCGUAAAGGCGAAGACAUCCCGGAAGUGCAUAGACGAGCCGAUGAAACUCUCAAGGCGCUGCUCCACACCGCCAACUCGCCCAGGAUGCUCCUAGUAACACACGCGGCAACGGCAAUUGCACUUAUCCGAGGAUUGGCAAGAGAUCCCGAUCUGCCCGUCCGAGUUGGAUGUUGCACCAUUACAACGUUUCGCCGACACGGGGUAAUAAACUGGCAUCCCAUUGGUGACUUGGCGUCAGCGGCUCACCUCUCAAAUGGUGUUGAGAGAGACUGGGGCUUUGAAGACGUGUCUCUUUUCAACGGUGAGGUUGUUGAAGACGAAGGCGAAGGGGAGGGACCCGAUACCGAUCAAGGUCCAGUUGGACUGAUGAUCGAUUUGCCGAUGCAAGUGACUGAAAUUUCCCCUCGUCUAUGA
This is a messenger RNA of Dacryopinax primogenitus, 804 nucleotides long. Its product is annotated as phosphoglycerate mutase-like protein. Bases 1 to 804 code for a protein of 267 amino acids. Lineage: Eukaryota; Fungi; Basidiomycota; Dacrymycetes; Dacrymycetales; Dacrymycetaceae. The record is from RefSeq and is a predicted model, not a curated record. The transcript has 6 exons.